ACAAAAUGGCGUCUUGAUACAUGCGAUAUUUCAGUGACACGUUUUGCCAUUUUCUUCCUACUUUUUGUAUAUUUUACGUCAAUCGUUUCGGGCAACAGGAAGCCAAACCUCUUACGAAUAUAACCUACGGUUCGAUUUGCCCAGGGAACUAGCGAAUAAAUGGCCAAAUGAUGCUCAAGUAAGGGGUUAUACGAAUAUGACGACGUCGUAUUUGAAGAAGUUAGUUAGCAAGAAGAAACGAAGAUACGAAGAUGAUGGCUUCGACUUGGACCUGUCUUAUAUUAAGCCAAAUAUUGUUGCAAUGGGAUUUCCAUCUGACAAAAUAGAGGGAGUGUAUCGAAAUCAUAUUGAUGAAAUUUUGAAGUUUUUAGAAACAAAACACAAAGACCAUUACAAAGUUUACAAUUUAUGUUCUGAGAGACGCUAUGAUCCUGCCAAAUUUAAAAACAAUGUGGCAGACUAUCCUUUUGAUGACCACAAUGCUCCACCGUUUCAACUGAUGCAGCCAUAUUGUGAAGACAUGAAUGAAUUUUUAACUGGGGAUGAAAGUAACGUUGCAAUUGUUCAUUGUAAAGCUGGAAAGGGUCGGACUGGUGUUAUGAUCUGUGCCUAUUUACUGCACAAGAACUAUUUUAACAGUGUCCAGGAAGCACUGGAAUACUACGCGGAUGCCCGGACAUCAAACAAGAAGGGUGUUACGAUUCCAAGUCAAAGAAGAUAUGUUCAUUAUUAUGGUCACUUUUUAAAACACAGCCUGGUGUACACGCCAACAACUUUGUUGGUUACGCGCUUUGAGAUGGAAACUGUCCCUAGUGUUAACAAUGGCACUUGUGCUCCUUUCUUUUAUGUGUGGCAGUCUAAAGUCAAAAUAUACUCAUCAAAAUCACAAGAGAGUGCAAGUAAGGGUGCUGAUAACAUUUGCUUCAACCUCCCGCAACCUCUUCCUGUCUGUGGUGACAUUAAAGUGCAGUUUUUCAACAAAGAUCGAUUUGGUAAAAAGGAUCUUAUGUUCCAGUUUUGGUUCAAUACGUUUUUCGUAUCUGGACUAACACCGCCGCCGAGCGAAGGCGAAGCGACAAUGAAGACAUCCAGUUUCGACAGGAGAAAACAGAGCGAGGACGGCGCAACUUCGUGGUUUGAAUUGCAUAAAGAGGACCUGGACAAGGCAAAUAAGGAUAAGAAAAAUAAAAUAUAUUCGCCGAAUUUCAAAGUGAAAGUGUUGUUUUUAAACCCUGAUUCAGCCGAUGAAAUGUCGCGAAAACGAGUUCAAAGCGAAGACUUAGCGAGCUCUUCCGACGAUGUGUCUGCGACUAAAUGUUUGAAACGUUAUUCGUACGACUGCGCCAUUCACUUGGACGAAAUGCCCGUGGCCAAUAACAACGAAGCAGUAGAUAGUUCAAAUGAAAACCUCUCAGAAACGGACUCGGAGAACGAAGGGCAAGAGAAAGAGGCUGGUGCUGGCAAUAAGAACUAUCGUAAAGAGACGUAUAUUUAGCAUGUUAGAUGUGUGUUUUUAAACGAGAUAAAAAAUAGUGUACAAACUCGGCGAAGACGAAUAUACAGAACGCUUGGAAUAUAUACAAAUAACGCCAUCAAGUAAUAAAUUUACCAACGAGAUUAUCCUCCAAUUCUCAUGAAACUCAGGAACGCAUUGUUUUAAAAAUGACUAUGUUAGGCGGACAACUUUCGCUGCAAUUUUUAAUUCAAUUUGCAAAAUGACAAUGCAACGACGCCGUUGGCCCAAAACAAUUUCCAUUCAUCACGAAAACUUACCAGCUUCAUAAAACUCGGAACAUCCGAGACGGUUUUUUGUCCGCGACGCCAUCUUGUGUUGCAUGUAAACCAAGAAAAUGGAAAAUUCAAGAUGGCGUCGCAAUUUCCCCCCAACAAUUUACUUAUUUUGCUGUGUUCUUAAAAUGUUUUACAAUGAGGAAAUUGUCGAAAUACAAAACUCUGAUUAAUAGCACUAUAUAUAUAUCCGAAAUUCUGUCGGAAGUUGCAGAAUAAUAGGCUAUGACAAUUUAGAUGUACAUUUUACCCGAAUGCAUUGCCGUUUAUUAUUUAAGUAUAGGCGAAUUGAGGUAUUUCGAAAGGCACGGAUAAAACUCAAGUUUAUAUUUUUCUUAUUCCUUGUGUAAACAUCGCGUUUCAUAUCUUAUUUUUCAGUCAUUAAUGCUGGAUGCUCGCGGUGCAUUAUUGUAAAAUGUACAUAAAUACCAUAUAUCUGAUCUAUGCCUAAUGCACUAUAUACCAUAAUGCACUUAAAAGAUAUGUAACCUUUUUACACUAACUCGUUAUAAAUAUGUUCUAUACAUAUAAUUUUAUACAAUAGAUAUAUACACAACUUUGUACACAAUUUAAUUCAAUCGCUUUCUUGAAUUUGGAAAGUUUAACUCUGCCGGCAAGACACUACUAUUACCUUCACGUUUUAGGAAAUAGUUAUUCGUACCGUGUAUAUAUAUUUUAAUUACCAUAUAAUUAUUUUUCUAUAUCAUACAUGUAAACUACGUAAUAUUUAUAUUUUCGAUGUAUCUAGCUGCUCUUCCAUGUAAUAAAAAUAAAAAAAUCAA
Molecule: messenger RNA, 2570 nt
Organism: Dendronephthya gigantea
Lineage: Eukaryota; Metazoa; Cnidaria; Anthozoa; Malacalcyonacea; Nephtheidae
Product: phosphatidylinositol 3,4,5-trisphosphate 3-phosphatase and dual-specificity protein phosphatase PTEN-like
Exons: 10
Coding region: 197-1495 (432 amino acids)
Biological process (GO): negative regulation of cell population proliferation; phosphatidylinositol dephosphorylation; phosphatidylinositol 3-kinase/protein kinase B signal transduction
Cellular component (GO): cytosol; cell projection; nucleus
Molecular function (GO): protein tyrosine phosphatase activity; phosphatidylinositol-3,4,5-trisphosphate 3-phosphatase activity
Source: RefSeq, a predicted model, not a curated record